Castor canadensis (American beaver) is the source of this 1031-nucleotide messenger RNA. Lineage: Eukaryota; Metazoa; Chordata; Mammalia; Rodentia; Castoridae. The record is from RefSeq and is a predicted model, not a curated record.
AUGGUGGAUUACUAUGAAGUUCUAGGAGUGCAGAGAUAUGCCUCACCUGAGGACAUAAAAAAAGCUUACCGUAAAGUGGCACUUAAAUGGCACCCUGAUAAAAAUCUAGAAAAUAAAGAAGAAGCAGAGAGAAAAUUCAAAGAAGUAGCGGAGGCAUAUGAAGUAUUAUCAAAUGAUGAAAAACGGGACAUUUAUGAUCAAUAUGGCAAGAAAGGAUUAAAUGGCAGAAGUGGAAGUCAUUUUGAGGAUGAAUGUGAGUAUGGGUUCACAUUCCGUAAGCCAGAUGAUGUCUUUAAAGAAAUGUUUGGUGAAAGGGACCCAUUUUCAUUUCACUUCUUUGACGAUUCACUUGAGGACCUUUUAAAUAGUCCAAGAAGCUCCUAUGGAAGAAGCAGAGGUGCAGGAUCCUUUUUCUCUACUUCCAGCGAACAUCCAGUUUUUCAGAGACUUUCUUCCUACGAUACAGGAUAUACACCAUAUGGUUCACUGGGGCAUGAAGGUCUUACUUCAUUCUCUUCCCUGGCAUUUGAUGACAGUGACAUGGGAAACUACAUAUCUGUUACAACCCCAGGCAAAAUUGUUAAUGGCAGAAAGAGUCAUAGAAAGAAUAUUACUGAGAAUGAUCAAGAAAGAGAUGUUGAAGAUGACAACGAGCUGAAAUCCUUCCUUGUAAAUAGUGUGGUAACUGAAGAGGGCUUUGCAGAAGGAUGCAGCUGGAGAGGACAGCCAUUCAAUAAUUAUUCACCAAGUCUCUACAGCUCCAAACAUGUAUCUCAGUAUACUUUGGGGGACAAUUAUCAGCAAGGUAAACCCUGGGUCACCAGCAACUGUCAUCCUAUUUUCUCAGCAGGAUACAAAGAAGGUGGUAAGAGGAAAAAAAAGAAACACAAAGAGGUACAGAAGAAGAAGUCAACCAAAAGGAAUCGCUAAAUUGACUCUUCAGACACAUUAUAAUCUAUAACAUUUGAACACGACCUCUUUGUGUGUUUGGGUUAAUCAGAGUUUUCCAGAUAACAUUUGUUUACUAUCAU